AUGGUUUUAAUCAUUAAAGAGACGGUUUUUAUUUCAAAUUGCUUACGAAGUGAUAUUUCCAAUGCCAAUGGCUGCAUUAUUUCCAUAAAUGACACACGCAUACCUGUAUCAAAUAAUCUGGACAAUGAUAAAAUUGUAAGCAGUUUUACCAACCUGACUUUCUCGGGAAACAAAGGUCCUUUGUUCUUUUUUAACAAUUCUAAAGGAAAAUUUGAAGGCUACUACUCGAAUAUUCGUGUUAUGAAAAGCGUUAAUUGGCAAAGAUCUUCGGAUGGUGCACAAAGUAGUUUACUUGCAAUAACAGCGGACAAAGUAAAUCUAUUUUUUGUAGAUGUGUUGUUCGCUUCUAACCAUGGAUAUCGUUGUUUAUCCAUUGAUGCAAAACAUAUUACGCUGACUAUACGUAACAGUUGGUUUGUAGCACAUAAGAUUAAUGGUAAUGGAGGAGUUCUUUUUCUUGGUAAAAGUCACAGGUUAUUUGUGAAUAUUACAGACACGGAGUUUUCUGACUGUCGAAGUUACAAGGGUGGUGUUACUUACAUCAGUAAUGAAAACAAAGAAAUAAAUUUCAGUGCUCGGAAUGUGUCUUUCAAUCGAUGUAAAGCAAAUGAUUCUGGCGGUGCGAUAUCAAUAAACGGAAACAAUGCGAACCUAAUGCUAGAAAACGUCACAUUUAUUGAAUGUAUGGCGGCUGACGGCAGUGGUGGAGGAAUUUCAAUAAAUGUCGAAAAUGUGUGUUUAAACUUGCUCUAUACAGUAUGGAAGGCAUGUAGUACUAGUACCAGUUUCUUUGGGAGCGCACUUUCUAUAAUGAUAACCACUGGAAAUAUGAGUAUAGGACAUUCGCAUUUUGACGAUCUCCAAUUGGAUCCCACUGCUUUUAGGCGUACGGUAUACAUAUACGCCUCGCAAAACAACGCCGGGUCACUUGAGGUUUACGAUUCGAAAUUUUUAAAUAGUUAUUUUGCAAUUUGGACCAUCGACACAAUAUCUGUUAAUCUAACUCGGGUUAAUUUUACAAGAGCAUCGAAUACUGCCUUAUCCAUCAUAUCCAAUACUAUGCGAUCAACUGCCCAAGUCCACGUCGUUCGCUGUGUUUUCAAAAAUAGCACAGGUGGAAUUAGUUUAUUUUUACAAGAAGCUGAAAUUGUCAAUGUGACGAUAAAAGACUCCAAUUUCUCGGGAUUUUCAAACAACAUCGUUGGUGGCCAAGCGAUAAAUAUAUUGGUCAAGACUCUAAUUGAAAUCAAUUCUGCUAUAUCAUCGUUCAUUCUGUUUGAAAACGUGCUUGUUGAGAAGAAUCGUUUUAUAACAGUUUUUGAUGAUGCAGCAGUAUCUGUCGAUUUGAGUAAUUUUUUUGCAAGAGAGGGAAAUACUGUUAAGGUCAUUCAAUCCAGGUUUAUUAAAAAUCAAAAUCUUGAAACCUCUUCAGUCUUUAAUAAAAAGGCAGGCGCGUUGCUUGUUGCCAUGCCUGCAGAUAAUUUGACUUUUCCCGGAUGCGUGGAAGACAAUAAACUAGACAUUCACAGAAAGUGGCACUAUAAAAACAAAGUCGUGAUUUUAAAUACCAGUUUCGAAAAUAAUAUUGGUGUUACAGGAGCCUUGUAUUCUUCCAAUGGUGACACAAAAUGCAUCAAUUGUUUAUUUAAAGAUAACAUUGCAGUGACUAGGAGUGGACAAGUUCACAUUGGUGAAAACAGUGGAAAAUUAGAGCUGAUAAACUCAACCUUUCUGGAAACACGUGCAGGAUAUGAUUUCUAUUCUCGAAAUAUUGAGGACGAAAACAACUAUCAACAAUCGACGUUCAUUUUCUCAUACAGCGCAGGCCCACUUUUUAUUACAGGAACUGAGUUUAAAUCUGAAGUUAGUAAACAGAGAAGUCUCGCAAUUAUCAUCUCAAAGGGAGGAGACUUCAACAUGGCGAAUCAAAGCUUGUUUCUCUGUCCAACUGGUAGUAAACUUGUGAGGGAAGAUUUCUCCCACUUUGUAGCCACAGAAUAUCAAAAACAGUCAUGUACGAUUAGCGUCACGGUUGUUACUCUAUCAUGUCAAGCAUGCCCAGGUGGAACAUACAGUUUACAGAAAGGUUACAGCACAAAUAUGUCAAAGACAACAGAAGGAUUUUACUGUUUUCCAUGCCCUUAUGGUGCCAACUGCAACCAUAAUGUUGUAGCCAAGACAAAUUUUUGGGGACAUGAGAUUUCUUAUAGUCCACCGCAGUUACAGUUUGUUACAUGCCCGGCUGGUUAUUGUAUAACGCCAAAUACUCUUGAUACCGCAGUCUACAAUGGUUGCUACGGAAACAGGGAAGGUAAACUAUGUGGAAAAUGCAAGCAGGGAUUUACUGAAGAAUUGAUGUCCACAUCGUGUAUUGAUCAAACAGAAUGCGACAGUGUGUUGUUUUGGAGUUUACUUCUGUUAUUCAGUUUUUUGGUAGCCUUGUAUUUCCUUCUUCAGCCAAAUAUUUCUCGCUUCAUUUACAAACAAAUUAUGUGGUUUAAAAAACGAGAUGAUCACGAGAUUUUGACUGACGCGGGAUAUACCAAAAUCAUUUUCUACUUUUAUCAAAUUGCUGGAAUUUUACUCCUAGAAACAUACAUGGAAUUAAUAGAGAAGACAAAAAUUUUAUCCAUGAUCAUCUCCGCAUUUAGUUUCCAUAUCAUUCUUGGGUCAUCAAAAACUAUAGGAUGUCCGUUCAUUGGCAUGACACCAAUAACAAAAGUUAUAUUUGCAAAUAUCGGUGUUCUAACAAUACUUCUUUGUAUAUUCAUAAUUUUUAUUGCCCACACGAUAUUUUGCAAAGUAAAGGGAACUUGCAUUGAAGAGAUACCUUUCCUUGCCGCUGUUUUGGAACUGCUGCUGCUCGGAUACGCAAAUAUUGCUAAGGCUACCUUGAAGUUGUUAACAUGUGUUACCAUUGGUAGUGAAUCGGUAUUAUUUAUUGAAGGAAACACGCCCUGUUGGCAGUGGUGGCAAGUGAUUCUUGGGAUGGCUGUUGCGUUCUUCAUGGUUCCUUUCACUGCAAUCUUAUACUUGGGAUCUAAAAAGUAUUAUGAGCAAAAAAUUUCUCCUAAGGAAAUUCUCCUAGCCCUAGUACUGCCAGUUCCUUAUAUCAUGUGCAGAACGUAUAAAUUUAUCAAACGUCAAUGUUCGAAUCAGUCAGCGAUGACAGUAAUCGAAGAAGAGGAAAGGGAAGAGUGCUCGCGGUUUACAGACGUUCUCUAUGGUCCUUUUCGAUCACCUACAGAUGAGAUUAAAGGUACCUUGUAUUGGGAAAGUGUGCUUGUUGGAAGACGUCUCAUUCUACUUUCCAUCCAUGCUCUUGUUGUCGAUCCACUGUUUCGAUUGUUUUUGUUGACUCUGACUUGUGUAGCUGUCCUUUAUCAUCAUCUUCUUGUGUUCCCAUUUAAAGACACCAAAGCCAAUCACUUAGAAGCCAUUUCACUUCUUGCAUUGGUCGUCAUUUCAAGUAUAAACCUGUGUAAAGCGGUGUUAUGGUCAGCAGGAGUGACUCCUGUUGGUCCAAACUUGAUGUACAUAAAGAUACUCGAAUGGAUUGAAGUGGUUUUGCUUGCUCUCGUUCCAUUUAUUUUUGCCAUUCUUCUUUCUUGUUUUGUUGUUUCACUUCUUCUACGUUUAGCUUUUAUUUUAGCACACGGUGCUGCAACUUUUUUUUCAUUCUUGAAGACAUUUAUUUUUGUUGACGAAGAUCGUCCUCUUAUGGAGAACUGA
This is a messenger RNA of Paramuricea clavata, 3732 nucleotides long. NCBI's taxonomy places the organism in Eukaryota, Metazoa, Cnidaria, Anthozoa, Malacalcyonacea, Plexauridae. The record is from the annotation of a GenBank genome assembly.